AUGGAGAACGAAUUCUUCCUCAAUGCCGCUUCCCUUCACUUCGAACCUUCUUCUUCUUCUUCAAUGCCCGCGUGGCCAUCACUCUCAUCCGCCAUGGAUGUUCAGGCUGCCGUCCUCAAUUGCACUUCCGACCAACCCCACGAUUGCUUUUACAACAACGCCAAAUGGGAUAAGUCAACGGAUCAUCAUGGUCUUCAGUUCGAUUCUGCUCUGAGCUCGAUGGUUUCUUCUCCGGCAGCGUCCAAUUCCAAUGUUAUGCCCAAUAAUGAGAAUUCCAUCAUCAGGGAACUGAUAGGAAAAUUGGGGAACAUUGGGGCAUCUCCUUACGCUAAUGGCGGUAAUAGCACUGAUACUUCGUGUUACAGCACUCCCUUGAGCUCGCCUCCGAAGAUGAACAUGAUGAACCAGCUGGUGAAAGAGAACUUGCCCAGUUUAGGGAAAUCGAUGGUUUUGAAUUCUAAUGUUGCAGAGUUCUCACCUGAUCCUGGUUUUGCAGAGAGAGCCGCCAAGUUUUCUUGCUUUGGAAGCAGGAGCUUCAAUGGCAGAACAUGCCAGCUAGGCAUGAACAACGGUCAAUUGUCUCUAAGAUCUACUCCAUCAAUGGAAAAUGAGAAGCUCGCCCGAGUGUCAAGCAGUCCUACCCUGAAAGCACUUGGAUCUCAAACGGAAGUGGCGAAUUCCCAAGAGGAAUCGACAAUCUCUGAGCAAACCCCAAAUGGGGGAAAUGGGGUGAAUGCGAAUUCGAGGAAAAGAAAAGCUUCUUCCAAGGGAAAUACCAAAGAAACUUCAACUUCAACCAAUCCCACUCCCAAGGCUAAUGAAACCAAUGAAGAUUCAAAUGCAAAGCGCAGCAAGCCAAACGAGGGUGAAGGGAAUGAAAAUGGAACCACGAAGGCAGAGGAAGACUCAAAAGGAGGUACAAGCAAUGCAGGAGAUGAGAAACAGACCAAGAGUAACUCAUCAAAACCUCCUGAAGCGCCCAAAGACUACAUUCAUGUCAGAGCAAGAAGAGGCCAAGCCACUGACAGCCACAGUCUUGCAGAAAGAGUCCGGAGGGAAAAAAUCAGUGAGAGAAUGAAGCUUCUCCAAGAUCUUGUACCAGGUUGCAAUAAGGUCACUGGUAAAGCACUUAUGCUUGAUGAAAUCAUAAACUAUGUGCAGUCAUUGCAGCGUCAGGUUGAGUUUUUAUCUAUGAAACUGGCUUCUGUGAACACCAGGCUGGACUUCAACAUUGACAAUCUAAUCUCAAAAGACAUGUUUCAACCAAAUACCUCUUUGGCACAUCCAAUAUUCCCUCUAGAUUCCUCAGCACAAGCCUUUUAUGGGCAACACACUCAGCAAAACCCAGGAAUCCACAAUAACACUCUUAAUGGUGUUAUGUCCCACAGCACAGUAGACCCAUUAGAAACUGCUUCUCUGUGCCAAAACAUGGGCAUGCAAUUGCCUGCCCUUAAUGGCUUUAAUGAAGGUGGUUCUCAGUUUCCAGCUGCAUUCUGUGAGGAUGACCUUCACACCAUUGUUCAGAUGGGAUUUGGCCAAAGUGGAAAUGGAAAAUCACCCAGUCAUUCCCAGGACUUCAACGGUUCAAAUCAAGUCACCCAUCUGAAAGUUGAACCCUAAUGACCCUUCCAUUGCGCCUGAAUUGAGGGUCAGAAAGGAAGAUUGCUGUAUACAAACAAGAGAUUUAAUUCCAACAACCCCCAUGAAUUAUUUCUAAGGCCUUUUAUCUCUCUAGGUCUAUUUUGUAGAACCCCUUUUUUGCUUCCUCCUAAAAUUUUAUCCCACCCCUUUAAUUUCUAAUCUUCUGGGGAGCAGCUCUUUCCUUCUCAAUUUAUAUAUAUAUUUUUCAUUGUUAUAAUUGUACAACUAUUCAAUGUAAAAUCUUAGGACUCCCUCCCUCUCUCUCUGGAGAUCUGUAUUAUUCUGUGGUGCAGAUUAUUAUUACCGAUGCACCAAUUGUAAGAUAUUAUAAUUAUAAUGCUAAUUGAAGGUGAAAGCUAUUGUUA
Molecule: messenger RNA, 2006 nt
Organism: Neltuma alba
Lineage: Eukaryota; Viridiplantae; Streptophyta; Magnoliopsida; Fabales; Fabaceae
Product: transcription factor bHLH62
Exons: 8
Coding region: 1-1620 (539 amino acids)
Biological process (GO): regulation of DNA-templated transcription
Cellular component (GO): nucleus
Molecular function (GO): protein dimerization activity; DNA-binding transcription factor activity
Source: RefSeq, a predicted model, not a curated record